Messenger RNA from Medicago truncatula (barrel medic), 1003 nucleotides. Its product is annotated as DNA ligase 1. The coding region runs from base 104 to 682 and encodes 192 amino acids. The record is from RefSeq and is a predicted model, not a curated record. Gene Ontology annotation, cellular component: nucleus. The transcript is spliced from 3 exons. Lineage: Eukaryota; Viridiplantae; Streptophyta; Magnoliopsida; Fabales; Fabaceae.
UAUUUACGAGCCACCAGCAUUUGUCCUCUGUAAAUUAGGGUUUGCAAUUUGUUCAUUUUUCUCUCCACAAUUACUCUGAAGUUCGUUAAUUAAUCUUCCAACAAUGACGAAAAAUAACGAUGAACGCAGCGAUAGUCAUGAAGAUAAGCAGAAACGAUUGACGAUGAAGAAGAAUAAAAGGAGGAACGUUUCGAGGUUAGGUGGAAGUGGCCUUUCGCUUAACGCUUUCGCUAAUGCCAAAUCCAAUAACAGUGGAUACAACCCUUCGCUCAUAAAGAAGCAAAGGGAGAUAUACAACAAUGCUAAGAAAGUGAAGAAGUAUAAGAAGAUGCUAAAGCAGCAAAACCAUCAGAGUGAUCCCUCAGUCUCCCAAAGACAUAUUGAGAAUUUGAAUGAAACUGAAGAGGACAAGGAUAAGAAUGGGAGGAGGAGAAGGAAGAAGGAUAGUGCUUUUAGUUUGGAAGAACUAUACAAGAAGCAGCAUGAAGAAAAAGAGAGAGAAAGAAUGGAGAGGGAAGCAGUAUUCAAAGAAAAGAAGGAACAGAGAGAAAAAGCUGAAGCACGCAGAAAAAGUUUACGGGAAAAAAUGUUUAAGAAGACACGAAAAGGACAACCUAUUAUGAAAUACAGAAUUGAACAUCUUUUGGAGACUAUCCAAGGCUCAGCUGGCAACAAAUCCUGAUUAGUGGACUACGGAAGUGCCAAAUGCAGAUAACAUCAACAUCACAUUUAUUUGUUCAGCAUGAUACUGUAACACAGAGUUGUUGUUAUUCAUCAGAAUUUUGUUGCUGACAAUGGGUUACGGUCUUAAUUAGUGUCAAUGGUUGUAUCAAAUUUUGAACCUUAAUUUAUACCAGUCAUUGUGGUAACCAUUGUAGGCAGUGUGUACAAGUACAAGCCUUUCAUGUGAUAUAGAAACAGUUAAGAAUUGAAAACAGAGAACACUUGGCAUGAACUUUCUUCAGUUUAUUCAUUAUAUAAUAUAAUGUGAUUACGAAUCAAA